AUGGCUGAGCAGUUGAUUCUCAAGGGUACCCUCGAGGGCCACAAUGGCUGGGUCACCAGCCUGGCUACCUCCAUGGAGAACCCCAACAUGCUCCUGUCCGCUUCCCGUGACAAGACUCUGAUCAUCUGGAACCUCACCCGUGACGAGUCCCAGUACGGUUACCCCAAGCGCUCCCUCAAGGGCCACUCCCACAUCGUCUCCGACUGCGUUAUCUCCUCGGACGGCGCCUACGCCCUGUCUGCCUCUUGGGACAAGACUCUCCGCCUUUGGGAGCUUGCCACCGGCACCACCACCCGCCGCUUCGUCGGCCACACCAACGACGUUCUGUCCGUCUCCUUCUCCGCCGACAACAGACAAAUCGUUUCCGGCUCCCGCGACCGCACCAUCAAGCUCUGGAACACCCUCGGUGACUGCAAGUACACCAUCUCCGAGAAGGGUCACUCCGAGUGGGUUUCCUGCGUCCGCUUCAGCCCCAACCCCCAGAACCCCGUCAUUGUCUCCUCUGGCUGGGACAAGCUCGUCAAGGUCUGGGAGCUCAGCACCUGCAAGCUGCAGACUGACCACAUCGGCCACACCGGCUACAUCAACACCGUCACCAUCUCCCCCGAUGGAUCCCUCUGCGCCUCCGGUGGUAAGGACGGUACCACCAUGCUGUGGGACCUUAACGAGUCCAAGCACCUCUACUCCCUGAACGCCAACGACGAGAUCCACGCCCUUGUCUUCUCCCCCAACCGCUACUGGCUCUGCGCUGCUACCGCUAGCAGCAUCAUCAUCUUCGACCUUGAGAAGAAGAGCAAGGUUGAUGAGCUCAAGCCCGAGUUCACCGCUGUCGGCAAGAAGAGCCGUGAGCCUGAGUGCGUGAGCUUGGCCUGGUCCGCCGAUGGCCAGACCCUGUUCGCCGGUUACACCGACAACAUCAUCCGUGCCUGGGGUGUCAUGUCGAGAGCAUAA
Messenger RNA from Colletotrichum fioriniae, 951 nucleotides. RefSeq names its product 40S ribosomal protein RACK1 (gene cpc2). Lineage: Eukaryota; Fungi; Ascomycota; Sordariomycetes; Glomerellales; Glomerellaceae. Gene Ontology annotation, cellular component: cytosol; nucleus. The record is from RefSeq and is a predicted model, not a curated record. Gene Ontology annotation, molecular function: translation regulator activity; protein kinase C binding; ribosome binding. Gene Ontology annotation, biological process: positive regulation of protein phosphorylation; rescue of stalled cytosolic ribosome.